This is a messenger RNA of Pantherophis guttatus, 1295 nucleotides long. It is a transcript of the gene ETHE1, whose product is annotated as ETHE1 persulfide dioxygenase. Gene Ontology annotation, molecular function: sulfur dioxygenase activity. Gene Ontology annotation, cellular component: mitochondrion. Lineage: Eukaryota; Metazoa; Chordata; Lepidosauria; Squamata; Colubridae. Gene Ontology annotation, biological process: glutathione metabolic process; hydrogen sulfide metabolic process. The record is from RefSeq and is a predicted model, not a curated record.
AGCCGAGUCAAUGUUAAAGGGCGUCGCUUCGCCCUUCGCUCCGGUUCCUCGAAGGCUGGCACGGCAUCAAGAGAGGCACCACCCGACCAUGAAGCGGCUGCUGCUCCGGAGAUGCCCUGCGGCUGCCCUGCGGCUCCUGAACCAGCCGCUUCCCCCGCAGCGAUGCUACUGCGCCGGCUCUGCCCAGCGACGGGGGCUGCUCUUCCGACAGCUCUUUGAGUCAGAAAGUUACACUUACACUUACCUGCUGGCAGAUAUGAAGACAAAAGAAGCCGUUCUAAUAGACCCCGUUUUGGAAACGGCCAAACGGGAUUCAACCUUGGUGAAGCAACUUGGACUUAAUUUGCUAUAUACAGUUAACACCCAUUGCCACGCUGAUCAUAUCUCCGGCACGGGGCUCCUGAAGCAGCUCCUUCCGGGCUGUCGCAGUGUCAUCUCCAAGGACAGCGGGGCCAUUGCUGAUCUCCUGAUCCAGGAAGGCCAUCACCUCAAAUUUGGAGCUUUUGCAUUACAAGCUCUUGCCACCCCUGGCCAUACGGACGGCUGCCUGACCUACGUGCUGAAUGAUGAAACUAUGGCUUUUACAGGCGAUGCUUUGCUGAUCAGGGGAUGCGGCAGGACAGACUUCCAACAAGGUUCUGCGGAAACCCUUUACAACUCCGUCCACAAGAAAAUCUUCACCCUUCCAGGUGAUUGCCUGAUCUAUCCUGCCCACGACUACACAGGCCAGACGGUGUCAACGGUGGAGGAAGAACGAACUCUGAAUCCUCGUCUGAUCUUGUCUAAGGAGGGUUUCGUUGAACUUAUGAACAAUCUGAACCUACCCAAACCCAAAAAGAUUGACGUUGCAGUUCCCGCCAACCUCAAAUGCGGAAUUCAGGAUGUACCUAUUUAAGGGAUGCCUCUUUUCUCAGGAUCAACAAUAAUUCAGGGCAACUAAAAAGUCCCCCGUGUCACUUCUGCACUCUUGUGCAAGACACAAGUGAAGCCGCUAACAGUAAAAAUGCAACUGUUCGCUUCCAGUUCUUGAACUGAUUCCAAAACCAAGAUGGAACCGCCUUAUAACUCCAGUUUCCUUGCUUUAAUUUAGUUAUGUCUUCAUUAGCAAAUAGAGUGGCUGGCACUCCUGGCCUUCACCUCAGAUCUGCAGUGCUUGGCUCUCAAGGCUGUUCUGCUUUGAGACUUGAGGCUCUCUUUCCUCCAACAUCUGACGGACGUUCUUGGGCCGUGAAUGACUGAAAUUUAACAGAGCUGGCCGCCUUCGUCCAACAAAAUAAAACACUUUUGUUUCUUAA